UCCCUCCCCCCCGUCGGCCCCCCGCCCCCUCCCCAAACAGCUUCAACUGUGGAGCUGCUUGAGUCGAUCACUUACUACAAAAUGGCUGCACAGGCUCCGACGCCGCCGCCGCUGCCGCAGACGACGAAAAGAACGAGAAAGGACGACUGAGAGCUUCGACGGGAGAAGAAGCGACCGAUACAAGGCGAGAAUCGUUUGAUGGAAGAUAAGAAAAAGAAAAAUCAAGAAGAGAAGAAAAAGAAAGAAGCCGCCUCGAAGAAGAACACCGAACAGAAAACCAAAGUGCCGGACUCUGCCAAGCUCAAGCCAAUCGCUCCUCUGCCCCCCGCCCACCCCAGCGUCACCCCGCCCGUACCCCCAAGCAGUGGCGAUGGCAAGCGCGCCCUCAGCGGAGGCCAGCCACUCGCCACCUCGCAGACUCCGCUCCAGCAGCGCCACCCGGCCAGAGAGGUGCCACCGCGCUUCCGCCUGCAGGAGCAAAAGCAGCUGCUGAAGAGGGGCCAGCCACUCCCCCCCGGGACCCUGACGCUCACCGCCACAGGACGUCCCGCCACCGCUGGGCCCACAACGGCAGCAGUAGCCAGCUACCCCGAUUCCCCCUCAACAAACCUGCCAUCAGAACUGCCCCCACAGAGCAGCCAGGGAACCCAGUAUGAUAAUCCCCUUUGGGGACACCUGCCAGGUGACAGGAGUGCCACAAAUCCUGCAACUUCCACUAACUCAAGUUGCAGUGAACAACUGAUCAUCGACCAGAAGGACAUAGAGGCUUGGCCUUCUAUUACUCUUGGCCAGAAUAAGGCCCCUCAAGGAAGAUGCUCUUUGGAGUCUGACCCUGGUCACUCGACCAGCAGCAGUAGCACUUGUAGUACCAGUAGUAACGGUAGUAGUAGUAGUACUAGUAAUAAUAGUGGUUGGUGUUGUACGAGUAUGGCCACAGGGGCCAAUAGCCAGACAGGCCACUUCCCUGUCAACCACCUAAACGGUAAGGCCAGCACUGGACUCAGCCCUGCCAAUCAUACUGGAACCAACAUGCACUCAAGCCAGGUUACGGCCAAUCGCUGGGGCUCUGGGUCUGGACCAUCUCAGUCCUCCUUGGGCAGUGAAGGGAAAAAUGACAGUCCAGCGGGAGGGGGGAGCAGCAGGGGUUGGGGCUCUUCAUCAUCCUCCAACACCAACUGUAACUUGAACUUAAACCCCAAUGCUAAUCCAUCCGCAUGGCCCGUGUUAGGCCAUGAUGCGGGUGCAGCAGGGGCAGGCAGCUCAGGGGGAGCCAACAUCAUUUCACCCCCACAAACUACACCAAACGUCUGUAAUCCUACUGGCUCCCCAUCAUCCCAGACCAGCACCUAUACUGCAGACAAGACUAACAGUAACUCCUCGGGUAUUGGCAGUGCCUGGGGGAGCAUAAUGACCUCUGAUGCAUCAGAGUCGCAACCUUUGCCAUCCACGAAUGUGUCUUUCAGUUCAGAACCUCAGAACCUUAAAACUGAUGGACCAAAUCACAUUAAUAAGCAGGAACAACCGAGUCCCACUCACCACUUGCCAAGUUGGGGCAAUGCAUCCGUUGGCCUGGGUGCAAUGGGUCAACAGUCAUCAGCGGCCAAGCAGGUUAAUGGAGAAGAUAAUUCUUCCGUAUGGGGAAUUGAUGGCGAGUCGAAGACACCGUCAUCGAAAGAAUUGUCUGGCUGGGACUCUGGCUGGGGCCAGGGCGGAAGCGGAUCAGGACAUUCUGGAGGCUGGGGCGAACAAUCCGGUGGAGACUGGGGCAAGAAGCAAACUGAAGACUCCCAAGGAGGCUGGGAUGCCCCCAGCUCUCCUCCCCAGGACCCACCGACUAGCUCUUGGAACAGAGCUGUGAGCACGACUGCUGCCAGUGAGGGAAGCAGUGACAGCAUGGAAGGUCAUCCCAGGUCCAAACUCCAUUCAUCCAGAGAUACCCCUGCUCCUCUGUUGCCUGCCCAGGAUCUUGACCCGAGGGUAUUAUGUAAUACUGGAUGGGGACAGACCCCUGUUCGCCAGCACACAUCGUGGGACAUGGAGAAUACUAAAACCAAGAAUGACGGUGCCGCUGAAUCCUGGGACUCUCAAACCGGUCCUGAUGCCAAGGGGCCUUCCAAUUCUAACAUGGGUCCCCCACAAAGAACUGACACUGGGAGCAAAAAUGAGGUGCCUGCUUCUCAGGGAGCUUCAGGUUGGGGAGGAAAUAUAGCUGCUAGCAACCAGUCCAGCUCUGGCUGGGGAGAUCAACCCAACACCAUUAAGUCCCCAAGUGGUCCAGGUGGCUGGGGAAAUCUACCAAAAGGAGUUCCCACCCCCACUAUCCCUAAGAAUAGUGGUCAGUCUUGGGGUGAAGAGAGAUCAACAGGUUGGGAGGACUCUCGUGGCAAGCCAACGACCCAGAAUUGGGGAGAGCAACCCAAAGCAUCCCACAGCUGGGGCAAUAGUGGACUAAGCAAUUCUGCAAAUGACUGGGGAGACCCCGAGGAGAGAAAAAAGAAUCCACCCACCUCUGCCUGGGAGGGAGAAACGGGAGGCUGGAAGGAAACUCCUCGAGGCUGGGGAUUGCCUUCAUCGGGGCAAAGGAUGUCAGGUACUGGAGGCAAAGCGGGCUGGGUAGACCCAGUUAGUCCGCGUCCCAGUGGCCCUUCCCAGGGCUGGGCGGCCAAAUCUCAGGAUGGACCCAGUGGUGGUAUUGGAGGGGGCAUCAGCUCUUGGAGUGGCUCAGGCUCUGUGAAGCAGGGCUGGACCGGCAGUAAGCAGGAAUCCUCUGCUGAACCUACAGGUUGGGAAGAGCCGUCACCGCCCUCAAUCCGCCGCAAGAUGGAGAUCGAUGAUGGCACCUCCGCCUGGGGUGAUCCUGGUACCUAUAACAAAUCCGUCAACCUGUGGGACAGAAACAAUCCAGGAAUGUCUCAAGCUAAAGCUACUACCGGUGGCAAUAACCCCAUAGGCCCCAACAGCAGUCAUACCCAUUCUCACAAUCACGCUUAUCAAGGACCACCUGCACCUUUACAGAAUCAUGCCCAAAGUUCACAAAACCCAGGACCCACCAGUGGGCCCAUGGAUCCUGUUUUGCAGCACCAGUCGGGGUCAUCUCACAACAGGGGUCCCAUGAUUGCUCAAGGCUGGGGAGAACUCCCCAGCUCCCACACGAAACCCGAAAGUUCUUGGGGCGAAACUACACAUUCAGUCAACGUGGACAACGGUACAUCUGCUUGGGGAAAACCAACUGGGGGCUCCACUGGCUGGGGCGAUGGCACCCCAGACAACUACAGUCGGGGCAACCCAACCAUGACGGGUCCAACUUGCAAACCAGCCCCCAAACCUAUGCAAGAGGGAUGGGGAGGCGGAGGUGAGGAGUUGAUCCUCUCCGGAGGUCAGUGGGAUGCAGAGGACGGGGACAUGUGGAACAGCACCGCUUCCCAGGAGAGCAACUCCUCCGCUAACUCUUGGGGAAACGCCCCCAAAAAGAUCCCACAAAAGGUCAAAGUUCCGGGGAAGCCAGAAGAUGCCUGGAUUAUGAAUCGUCUUAUCAAACAACUCACAGACAUGGGCUUCCCGCGGGAUCCGGCAGAGGAGGCUUUAAAGAGCAACAACAUGAACCUGGACCAGGCCAUGAGUGCCCUGCUGGAGAAGAAGACCGAACUGGACAAGCGGGGGAUGGGAAUGGCUGGACACGACUACAACAACGGGCUUAUCAACAAACCCUUGAGCUGCCCUCGACCUGCACUUCUCUCCAAAGAACCCUCCUCGGAUCCCCGCUCAUCCUUCAUGGAUAAACAAAUGCAGAGUGGAAUGUUUGGUGGUGGAGCAGCACAAGCCCGGGCCAUGCCCCAGCCGCCUCCUCAGCCGCCAGUGCCGCCUCUCGGCUCCUCUCAGCCUAGUCUACGCGCUCAAGUGCCUCAGUUUCUCUCCCCUCAGGUUCAAGCACAGCUCUUACAGUUUGCAGCAAAAAACAUUGGUCUGAAUCCUGCACUUUUAACCUCGCCAAUUAACCCUCAACAUAUGACCCUUCUGAAUCAACUCUACCAGCUGCAACUGGCUUACCAGCGUUUACAAAUUCAGCAGCAGAUGUUACAGGCACAGCGCAACGUUUCCGGACCCAUUCGACAACAAGAGCAGCAAGUUGCACGUACAAUCAAUAACAUGCAGCAGCAGAUCCAACAGCACCAGCGUCAGCUGGCCCAAGCUCUGCUCAUGAAGCAGCAACAACAGCAGCAGCAGCAGCAGCCUCCCCACUCCCACACGGGCCUACAUCACGGCGGGACCAAAUCCACCCUUGAUUUAUUUCCAGGCCACUCCCAGGCUCCGGGCCUCCCUGACCUGCAGACCAAAGAGCCGCAGCAGUCUUCUCAAAACACCUACAGCCCGUAUUCGCUCUCUGGACUGAAUCCAAACAUGAAUGUAAACUGCAUGGAGGUGGGCAUGUCGAUGAAGGAUUCGCCCCAGCCCCAGUCGCGCCUGUCACAGUGGACGCACCCCAACUCCAUGGAAAGCCUCUCUGGAGGCUCCUCUCCCUUGGAGCCCAACCUGAGCAAACACGGUACCACUCUGGGCCCCCCUGGCAAGCCUCCUCAGCUGGAUGACUCCUACAGCCCCUAUAACCUGAUGUCCAGCUCGGAGUCUCCCACCAGUCCUCUUGUGCCCCCAGACAGUUGGGGCCAAGGGAAGGGCAGUAGUGACAAGAUGGCCAACGGGACGAACAUCAACUGGCCGCCAGAGUUCUGCCCGGGCGUUCCGUGGAAGGGUCUCCAGAAUAUCGAUCCGGAGACGGACCCCAACAUGACGCCGGGUAGUGUCCCAAGUGGUCCCACUAUCAACACUAAUAUCCAAGAUGUCAACCGCUACCUGUUGCGAGACAGAAGUGCAGGCUCUUCCCCCACUUCAUCUCAGAACGAGGCUCUGCCUCCCUCCUCUGAUUGGUCAGUCAGUGCCUACACUAGCUCAUUCAGUCUGUCGUCCCCGGAGCCAGACGAAACAGGUAAACUGUCAGAGAUGAAAUCCACUUGGUCCACAGGGCCCAUCUCCCACAGUCAGGCAUCUCUUUCCCAUGACAUGUGGAAGGUUCCACAGGGACCCCGGAGCAGCUCUGCAGCCCCCUCCCGCCCGCCGCCGGGCCUCACAAACACCAAGCCGUCCUCAACGUGGGGGGGCAACUCUCUGGGUCUGUCCCAAGGCUGGAGCAGCUCUUACACCACGGCAGGCACCACGUGGAGUACAGACAGCUCUACCAGAACCAGCAGCUGGUUGGUUCUGAGAAACCUUACUCCACAGAUUGACGGUUCAACUCUGCGUACACUGUGCAUGCAGCACGGCCCGCUCAUCACAUUCCACCUCAACCUGACACAGGGCAACGCUGUAGUCCGCUACAGCUCCAAGGACGAGGCUGCCAAGGCUCAGAAGUCCCUGCACAUGUGCGUGCUCGGGAACACCACCAUUCUCGCCGAGUUUGCCGGAGAAGAGGAAGUCAAUCGCUUCUUUGCACAAGGCCAGUCGCUCGGCGGGACAACCAGCUGGCAGGCCAGUCCGGGCGCCAAUCAGACGAGGAUGGGCGGGUCCGGGUCGGGAGCCUCUCACCCCAUCGGCCACACCCCCCACUGGAACAACAACAACAAUGGCAGCGGAGGCUCCGGUGGCGCAAAGGCGGGCGGAGAUCUGCUGUGGGGUGGCGUGCAGCAGUAUUCCAGCCUGUGGGGGCCCCCUAGUGGAGAGGAGGGUCGGGUGAUGGGGAGUCCCAGCCCAAUCAGUACGCUGCUGCCUGGAGACCUGCUGAGCGGGGAGUCCAUAUAAAGACAACGGAGCAGAAAACUUGCAAAAUCAAGAUGGAGAUAAUCAGCAUGGGAGUAACCAAUGAAGGUGAGGGAUAAGGCGUGAUGUGUCCAUAUCCUCGCUACUCCACCUCAUCGCCUUCCUGUGCUCCCCCUUUUUGGGGGGCGAGGGGGGAGUAGGCUCAAGUUGCAGUUCUGUGAAGUAAAAAGUCACAGCGUUGAGCUUUUACACUUGGAGACACGGGAAGUUGUCUUUUAUUCAUAUUCAAAAAAAAAAAAAAUUUCCACGCGUGAUCGCGUGGAGUGAAACGUGUACAUGUACCGUCGCAGUGACGAGCUGCCAUCUUUGACUCUGCUUAAUCCCUCUCUGCCUUUCCGAGGCAAUCAUACUGCACCUCAGAGACCCGCGACAAGGCAUCAUUCCCAAAGUUAAAAAAAAAAAAGUCAAUCAGAGCACUGGUUGUGUACUCUUUGGCUGUUCUGGACUCUUAGCACUAAUCUUGGCCUUAACCUCGUUCCCACCCUCGUUCCCUCACUCACUCCGUAACUCGGUGAAGAACCAUAUGGACCCUUGCACACCCCCCUUGUCUCUGAGCCAGUGGAAGUCGAGCGGAGAGUACAUGCUGCUGCGGCCUAACGGAAGCAACCACAGCUCCCGUCUACAAACAGUGCAGAGCCCCCCCCCCCCCACACGCACACACACACAAACGCUCUCAAAGGGAAUGAUGCAACUCUGUUCGCCUUGUUCAAGCCAUUUAUUUUUGUAGUGCAUUUUGUUUUCUUUCUUGAACCAUUGCAAACAAAUUUUUUAAAAAUGCUUUUAUUCAGACAUGUUCGGGGGGGUGGGGGGGUUAUGUGGGGAAGAUGUGACGGACAAACAAAAUGAACCACUGCUAUUACCAUGGAGCUGUAACAACUAGAAGGAGAAAAAAAAAACAAACACUUGGAUGCACUUCAACUGGCAGUUUGGUCGCUGACCUUUUCACUGCACCUCAAGACAGGAAGAAAAAAAGAAAUGCGUUAGGUGCCACCACUCCAGCCCCCGCCAUUUUUGUCACAAAACAACCAUUUCAAGUGACGUGCAAUAUAAGCCACAACAGACUGUACCGUCCACGCUCCUAACUGAUCGGCGGGAGAACCACCACCUGCAACACCGCUCGACUACAACUGCCACUAAAUACCCUCAACCCCCUUCCGGCUGCGAGUGUGUACGUGUGUAUGUGGAGAGUAGCAACCUUGUCUGUCUGAUAUUCAAGGACACUCACUUAAAGCACUUCUCAGCAGGCGACAGGUGUGCGUGUGUGUUUGUGAGAGAGUUUGCUGCAUGAAUGUGUGUAGAGAGAAGGCAUCAAACCAAAAUGAAAGGCGCCUCUACUUUUUUUUGGGGGGGCCCAAAUGAAUGAAGUCCAUGUGAAAGGCCUGGUAUGUCAUAGCACUUAUCAAGAGCGUCCCACGCCCACUGUGCCCCACUGAUCUCGCCCGCCCGCACCCAUCAGAGAAUCGACGCUGGCAUGGAAAGUGACUGACUUGCUUAGUGGCUUCAAAUUUAACCCGGCUGUGAAGAUUUCACUUCAUGGAAGGGGGGGGGGGGGUAGCAGGCUGUACAUGGUAGCAAAACGAACACAACCGAAGGGAUAACGAUGGUGGGAGGGGGCUGCAGGGAGACAAACACACCCCCUCAACUUCCUUGCCAUCUUAAAAAAAUUUUUUUUUUUUUUGAAAGCCUUGAUUCCUGGGCAGGCGUGUUGUACUCACGUCAGUGGAGGCCAGCCAGUGUGGCCGCUGAGUGCCUGCUUGCUUGCAGGGCGCCGCGCUCCGCAAGCAGAUCCCAACUCCCCCCACCUCCGUCCGCCCACCGCCGCCGCACCCAACGCCCUCCUCUUCCUCCAGGCCGAGAGCAGCCCCGCCUGUAUUCAGUGUACUACUACUAUUCUUCUACUACUACUACGAUUACUACUACUACUGCUGCCCUCAGCAAAACUCCACUUUCACUCUGAGAUGGAGGCGUUUUUGUUUGUUUGUUUUUUUCCUUUUUAUCACGGUAUUAUUGUUGAUAUUUGCUGUCACUGUUUUUAUCAUUGCUGACUGAUGAUAUCAUGGCUUUAUGCAGUUUCCAAUCCCUCGCUCCCUUCAAAACGGACGACUUGUAUACAUGUGAGCUCGCUUCCUGUGUCCGUCCGGCUUGGAUGUGGUGGUGUUGGGGCGGGGCGCGGGGGUGGGAAGCUCCCUCAGCAUACGACAUUCGCACUCCGACAUACACUGGUGCUUUACGUUUCACCUCUGGGAGCACUCAGUUCCACUUGGAGCCACCUCCACUGAGACGCAGCCUUCCAUUUCUAUGCAAAGAACAAGGAGGUGUGAACUCGCAUCCAUCCACACCCACUACCCUGCCCCCCCCCCCCCCACCUCCACCCUCCCCUUGCCAAACAUCUCCAAUCCUCAAGCCACCUUUACUACCAAGGCAGCUUCCCGUCAGAAAGACCACCUGGACGCCCAAUUGCGCUUCAGUCUAGUGCCAACUGACAUCCAAAUAUCAUGAUCAUGUGACGACGCCUUCUUUUGCUGCAUGGUGGGGGGGAGGAGAAGGAGGAGGCCAUGCUGCUUUUUUUUCACCACCAGGAGGAGGCAGUUUUGCAUCUGCGCUGUUUAUGGGUCACAUCGGGUACAUCUCUUUUAAAAACCAAAAUACAAGAUUUUUUUUUUGCAUAAACUCAAAAGGAAACUACAAAAAAAUGUUUUAGAGCUCUGCACUCCAAAUCUGAGACGUGUCUCCUGUGUUUCUACAAGACUUCGCCUUCUCAAGCUCACCUUGGAGCAAUUCGGGCCUCCAACCUGAGGGUGGCGCCAGCUUGAAAUAGGAACACGUCUCAAGUUCGGUACCAAGUCUUAAUGUUUCUUUUUUUUUGUUUUUUUGUAAAUGUGUUCCACUCUUCCAGAGUCACUUUUUCGACUUGUCAUUCAACAAAACAAUCACUAAUGCCUGUGUUAUUUGUUUUGUUUUGAUGUGCGUUUACUCCACACUGGACUUAAUUCAAGGAACCACACUCUGAGUGGGACGGUCAGACCGGGUGACCAGUAUGUGGGUUCGGAUCUCAGAUGUGCCCCGGAUUUCUCGGCACAGCACCAGCACCGAGGGCCCCGUCUCCUUUUAUCCCCCUACCAAAUCCCCUGCUUGGGUUGGAGGUCAAAAUACAUCUCUAUAGGGUUUUUUUUUCUCCCCCCCCCUCCCCCCAAACCUUCCUUUUUUUUUUCUUCAACUCAAAAGUGACUGGAACAAAAAGAAGAAAAAAAGCGUCUCAAUCAUUGAUCAGACAAGAGGGGUCUGAGUGUCCCAAAAAAAAAAAAGAGUUGACUAAGCAAAGCUGUAUUUAAAGCAGGGGUGGGCAACCUUUUUCCAUUUUUAUAAAAGCCCUCCAAGG
Messenger RNA from Hippocampus zosterae (dwarf seahorse), 9187 nucleotides. It is a transcript of the gene tnrc6c1, whose product is annotated as trinucleotide repeat containing adaptor 6C1. The transcript has 21 exons. Bases 199 to 5790 code for a protein of 1863 amino acids. Gene Ontology annotation, cellular component: nucleoplasm; P-body. The record is from RefSeq and is a predicted model, not a curated record. Gene Ontology annotation, biological process: miRNA-mediated post-transcriptional gene silencing; positive regulation of nuclear-transcribed mRNA poly(A) tail shortening. NCBI's taxonomy places the organism in Eukaryota, Metazoa, Chordata, Actinopteri, Syngnathiformes, Syngnathidae. Gene Ontology annotation, molecular function: protein binding; RNA binding.